Harpegnathos saltator (Jerdon's jumping ant) is the source of this 8506-nucleotide messenger RNA. RefSeq names its product temperature-induced paralytic E. The coding region runs from base 3012 to 4541 and encodes 509 amino acids. Gene Ontology annotation, molecular function: sodium channel regulator activity. The transcript has 5 exons. Gene Ontology annotation, cellular component: plasma membrane. NCBI's taxonomy places the organism in Eukaryota, Metazoa, Arthropoda, Insecta, Hymenoptera, Formicidae. Gene Ontology annotation, biological process: regulation of sodium ion transport. The record is from RefSeq and is a predicted model, not a curated record.
CUCUCUUUCUCUCCUCUCCUUCGCGUUAUCUCUUUCUCUCCCACACAUACACACACACACACACACACCCCUCUCGGUUUAUCCACCCUCGGUGGCGGUCAGGGCGUCGUGACGAAAGCGUCGCAGUGGUUCGCGUAUCUCGCGGGAACAAAUGUGCACGGUGGACAGCAGUGUGACAUAGUGCGGCGAAGGCAGGAGACGAAGAGAUCGGCAGGAGGGCAGGAGAGCGAGGAACGCGGGAAGAGCGGGGCAGGAGGUGGAUGACGAUGAGGGGACACAGGAAGAGGGCGCCGAGCCCUGAUGAAUUCGCAUCUUCUACAUAGGGGGUACCGUCCGUCCGCCCCGAGGGGGACGCGCUUCGUCGAGCUUUCUCUGCGUGACACGCUCCGAUUCCAUGCCUCUCUCGGCCGCGGAAUCGUCUGAGAAUCCGGCCGCGCGCGCUCUCGAGCUGCCUUGGAACGGAACGGAACGGCGAUAUCGUGUCGAAUGUAUCGCGGGAGAGGGAGGGGCAGGGGGGCUCCGUCAGGAGGGUCGAAAUUUUUGCGGGCCGUGCGAAAUCCAUUUGCGAGUAAAUGCCCGCCGACCGACGGUCGGCGGGAUCGCUAUGCUUCGCCCCCGCCGCGGGGGUGAGUUUGCAGCGCACUAAAGGAGAGCGAGCGAAAGCGGGCGAGACAGUCUGAGACAGUCGAUCCGAGACGACGAUCGGCCCGCGUAAUCUGCUCUCUCAUCGAUUACUCCCUCGCACGCUCGGGAUGCUCCUGAGACUUAAUAUGUUUCUUAAUAUGAUGCAAAGUUACCCUCGCGAGAGGUAGCUUGAUUAAGAGCUAAAAGCUUGAAUAAGCGGGUAUAUCCUUGAACGAAUCUCGCCGUGAACUCGUGCAUGAAUGCGAUAGAGGAACCGGGGACGGGAAGGGGUGAGACAGCUGCGUAAAUAAACGGCUUCCCCGUGAUUCGCAUUAGAGUGGUUCCUCCACGGAGGAACGCGUUACGUCGGAUUAUUUUUCACAUUCACGAUUACGGUCGGCUUGUAACCAAUCGACGAUCGCGACGGCGCACAAUGAGCACGGCACGCUCUCGCAGCCGCUUUCUGACACGAGCCGUUAAUGACUUUGGGCUAACCGCGACUUCUGUCGUGCCGUACCUCUCGUAGUGUAAAAGUUGCAUUAGACCGAGGGAAGGUUAGACACGGCUCUAGAAUAGGCUACAACCCGCGGGCGUAAAUCAUGCAUCGGACGUGCAGCGAGGAGCGUAGGAAAAGUACGCUGUAGGCAACUUUUGCGCGCGUCGCAAAUGUCGUUAUCUUGAAUUAAAAGUCGGGGGAUCGGACGUUCUUACGAGCGCGCUGCGGCGAGGAAGCACGGUGUUGGUAACGAACACGCGGACGAAUUCGCCAGGAUAAAUUCGCCAAGUUAAACGGCAAUAACUGGACCGCUACAGCGCCACGAAAAUAUUAAUAUCGCGCAAAUGGCCGCGAGUUAAUUAUUGUGACCAUAAACGGCACAAAGUGGGGAGGGGAGGGGGAGGGGGCAACAUUGUUCUAUAAAUAUCAAAAGUGCCAGCGGCAAUUCGUCAUUUCAAUCGCGUGAUUUUUAACCCGGAGACAGACCUGUAACCUGUGUGUCGUCGUUGUCGAGUGCGAAACAGCGCUUCAUUGUCCGCUUUUUCUCAAAUUCCGAAACGAGCGAUUGAUCCCACUUUAACGAUACGCAUUGUUGGCGACGAAAGUAUCAAGUGCGCAGAUGAACGCUUAUUUUCGAGCUGUAGCGCGAGGGACGCGCGACAUAAAGUCUGUAAUCUCUCCGAUUAAACGACUCCACGUGAACUCGCAUAAGCUUGCUUAAAGCUCGGCAUAAGUUUUAUCUUUAUCGACUCUCGCGCGACGUAUACGCGUUUGCACACACACACACACACACACACAUACACACACAAAUACACGAGCGACGACAGCAGUCUAUACCAAUAAAAUACAAUAAUAUAAAGCAGCAUUGCGCUCAUCUUGAAGCACUGAUCAAUCUUGACAAUGUCCGCCGCGUUUCGUUUCGCUUCGAGUCCGUCGCGACAAAUCCGACGGAAAAUUCCGCCGCAUGAAUGAAAUCCCUCUUUGGCGAGCGGGCGACUUAAUGAGCGAUUUCACUCCGACAUUAAAGGCCGCCGUGGAUGUGUCAAUGAGAGCUCGGAUUUAGCCAGCCUGAUCCUCGUCACGGAUCCUCGUCUCGGCGCGAGCACAAAAGUUACGCGAAAUUUAAUAAUAGGGGCGCAAUCGGCGAUAUUCACGAGGGUCGCAAAGUAGCAGUCGUCCGUUCGUUCGCUGCGCGAAUAUGACGAAGAUCGAUUCCUACAGUCAGAAGUUCCGAAUGGCUAUUGUUCCCCUUUCGUUCAUCUGUAACGAGAAUCGAACGGUUGCGUUGUUGCGCCGAAAGCCGACGGCGUCGUCGUGGAGCAAUCGGAAGCGCAUAGACGAAACGUAAUUGCUGCACAUGUUGCUUCCCGCAAUAACCUUUACAGCCGAGUCGAGACGCUCGGCUUUUUUUUCGAAACUGCACGCUUAUUCCCAAACGGAUAAACAAGGCAACCUACCUCGCGGCGGUUGAGUCAAACAUCAAUCGGGAACCUCUCAUUAGAAUCCCUUUCAUUAUGAAUCUCCAAUCACCAGCAGGCUAUCCGGUCGAAUCUACCGGCAACGAAGGAGCACAAGAGAAUCAGAAUGAAAUAUCACGCGACUAAUUAAUCUCCGGCUGGUGAAUGCGACGAAAGAAGAAAAAAAGAACGUUACGUUCGCACGCAUCGCGCCGACAAUAUUGAUUUUAGCUGCCCCCCCCUCCCCCUCCUGUCAUUUGUUUCGUGCACGUGUGCGCCUAGUUUGUCUAGCCGCGAAGUAGGCACUGAGCAACACCGUGUACGUAUACACACACACACACAGACAUACAUAUAUAAUACAUGGACAUGAUAAAAACUCGCGUUCUUUCAUUGUACGGCCGAAUGCACAGCCGCAAAGGAAAAAUGGCUAAUCGAUGCGCGGCGUACGUCGCUUAAGGGCGAUCAAGAUAAAUGGCUCUCGCUGCACAAUGCUUACAAAGACGCGUCGUAUCUGGCUGGAGAUUCUCCAGCGCAUAUUAUCCCCCGGGAGCCCCCGUGACAGGAGUCACCUCACGGGGGAGGGGGGGAGUCACCCCGUGACUUUCCGCGGAGUCUUUGCUGGCGAGCGCCCACGCACAAACACACACACACACACACACACACACAUACACACAAAGAAAGCUCGCGACACUCCGCGGAUCUCUCCGCCGCGGCAAGAAACGCGGAGACAAACACUCGAGAAUUGCCUGAUCGCAGAUCGUUCCGUCUCUUCGACGUCCGACGUGACGACGAGCAGCGAGCACGCCGAGGACGACGACGACGACGACGACGACAACGACGGCGGCGACGACCACGACGUCGCUCGGGAGCCUCCGCGAAACCAGCACUGCCGUUUGUUCUCCGAGAUGGCGGACGAAAAGGAGAAGCAGACGUUCAUGGAGAAGCUGCUGUUCUACACGACCGCGUUCUUCAUCCUCCUCAGCACCUUCAGCCUCUUCGCCUUCCUCUUCUUGGUCCCCUUCGUUAUCGACCCCGCCUUCACCACCAUCUUCAUGCAGUUUGACACUCGACCCGCCGAGUGCGUCACCAUCGACGUUGAGUCCAGAAGAGGUACGAGCAAUUGCUCAUGGACGUCCUGUAGAGAGGGUUGUACUAAGGAGCUGUACGAUUGCACGCAAAUACGCGUCAACUAUAAGCUACCCGGUAACGUGUCCGAAGGGUCGGAUGAGGGAGGUGGAGCGGUAGGAGGUGUCGAGGAUGACGAAGAGAGCAAGAGGAUGCCGCGUUACGAGCGUUCCUUAGGGAACUUCGGCGAGUACGUCGACGGCCUCGAGGAGGAGUUCGACGAGGAAGACGAGACCGGACUGCCGAAACCUUUCCCUACAGGUCUCAUGGGCAACGACUCCGUGUGGUACUUCACCGGGGCCAAGCUGUUCCCCAACGUAAAAGGCUGUGGAUACCCUCCAAUGCUGAAUUGCAGUAUUUUCUACCGGCAGUACGCCAACAUAGGGAAGAACUUUAGCUGUUACUACUCGAAAGUGGACCCCGGGAUAGUCAUCAGCGACCUCGACAUGUGGCAGGUGUACAUGAACCUUGUGUACGCGAUGGCGAUUCCGAUACCGUCUUUCAUAAUCUCGGUGAUAUACCUCACUAUCGCCUACUUCAAGAUCUACAACGAAGACGAGGAGGUCCCUGUAGGCAUGAAGGACGGCGAGAACGGGCUGGAAGGGACCGAGGAGAAUGGCACACCCUUGCCACCUACGAGCGGUGCACUAACGCCCGGAAGUGAAGCCUUCAGGGAGGAUUUGGCGAGCUUCGGCCACCAGCUCAAGGUCGCAAUGGCCGACGACAUCAGCAGGGAGAGCCUCGAUGGGAUUCCCAACUCGCUCUCUGUUCAGGGAAACUUGAGCAAGACGAUGACGACGAGUAUCUCAACUCCCCCUGGGCCGACGGCGGCAGUCUGAAGCGUCAUUUUCAAGGUCUGGAUAAUAUCUCGUGGAGACCACACUAAGCGAUCUUAUCGCGUCCGUAAGGAACACAAGACGUCACCGUUCACCACAACGGUGGUCGCAGGAGCUUUGCUAACCGCGUGGAAGAGUCAGGUUACCUCCCUCUCCCUCUCCCUCUCUGUCUCAGGAUCGACUAAAACCCACCCUCACGCGAUUCACGGAGUGAACCAGAGGCGCACUCGGCCGAGCCGCGAAUCGUAAUCGCGAAGAAACGGCGAUUUCGAGGGAACCUUGACAAAUCUCUGCCAUUCUGUCGUAAAUCCGUCACCGUCGUGAAGGCCGCCGACUGUACCCACCUACCCAUCUACACCCACCUACCCCACAGAUGAUGCGACGAUAUUUUGCGACACGGACUUUUUCCUACUCGAGAUAUAGUAGCUCAGCUCAUAACGCGAGUCGCGCGUACACCGACGACGACGACGAUUCCGUCGACAGAGCCCGGGGACGAUCCUCGCUCCUCCGCCCCCUUCUUCCCUCCCCCCCCCCGAUCGUGCGAGUCUUCGGCCAGACGCUCGUGUACGCCGGAGGGGUUGUCCGUUCGUCGCGACGUUAACCGCACGUCGCCGAAUUGCUUUACCUCGCACGAUGCCUUUUCUUAUAGCUUGUCCACAAGUGCGACCCGCGCGCGGCCCGGAAAAUCAAAUCCUCGUGCCUCGCAUCCCGCGCACGUCGAAAGCCCCGGCCCCACACGUGGGGAGAAGGAGCUUACGCAGGCUCGCGCACAACGUACGAGCGAUCGGCUGCAUCAUAUAUACACACAUAUAUAUAUAUAUAUAUAUUUUUGAGCGAUUUUCCACACAGCGCGUCGCGACGUGCCCCGUCAGGCGGGGAAGAAAUUCGUCACUUUGAAAGCGACAUAAGUCCGAGCAAUCUUCGCGCAGGAGAUUUAAAAACUCGACGAUUUCCGCUUUUCGAGUCACAAGAGGAGCGCCUCUUGGGUGGCGCGGAUUGUAAGAGGACUUGCGUUGUUUUUACACGCGCACACACAUACACACACACACACACACACACACAUACACACACAGGAACCCGCUACUCCGCGCGACACGUUUCGCCGAUCAAUUCGACCGAGAGAGGCUCGGAGGCUCGUUCUCAAAAUGACCGAGGCACAUACCUGCAACGAAGCGCACGCACCGAGCGAAACGCUCCCUCUGGUUCACUCGACGACGCCGAGAGCAAACAUCCCGGCUGAAAAGCUGAAGCGGAGAACGCGCAGGAGGAAGAAGGGAAGACGGAGAGGCGAGGCGAGGCUCGCGGUAUAUCACCGCUACCUGUAUAUUAAAGUCACAAGUUAUCUAUGGACUAAAAACUUAAUCAGUAAACUAUAUACGAGCUAAAUAGCGUUAAAUAACGUUACGAGUAUUACCAGGUAAUUCGCUUGCUGUGUGAUCAUGAUGCGUCCACUCACGUGCAUCUUAGACACUUUUAUCAGACGACACACCGACGACACACACGUCCGUUUCACCGUUGAUAAAUUACUCGGCGACACACGCUUUUGUGCAGAUAACGAAGGAAGGAAAGAAAACAAGGAGAAAAGAAGAGAGGGGGAGGGGAGGGGGAGGAAAGAGACGAGACGAGACGAGAUAGAUAACGUGCGCGAUUCGCAAAAGUCCACCCCCGCACCGUUGCGGCCUCGUCCAUAUACUACGAUCUCCACACGCACAAAUCCCAGCGUUGUUUAGGGUACCUGACUGAGUACGCUCGCAGAAACGUAGUAGGUACCUUCCGCGAGAAUCACAUACGCGACUACGCACGCGUUCAAAUCGAUACGCACGAGUGCACACGGGACGAAGAAACGUGCGCGGUUUCGAGAGUGUUUCUCUGUAAUAAAGCCAAAACCGAGACUCGGUCUGUUGUUUUUGGCUGUAUGUUGUCACGUUCCCCUUCUCUCUCUCUCUUUCUGUACUUCGAAUGAGACAAUUAGCAGGGCGCCGUUCGGCUUCGGAGGUCGAAGCAAGGAGAAAGAGAGAGAGAGAGAGAGAGAGAGAGAGAGAGAGAGAGAGAGAGAGAGAGAGAGAGAGAGAGAUAGGACAAGCGUCGCGAGGAUGCAGCGAGAAAUAACAGACCCCGAUCGUCGCUAAAUUUGUUCAGUGCCGUUUGUAUCUCGACGUUAUAUUUUUACAAGAUCAAACUACUCCGAUUGCGCAUAAGUUUAAAUGGGUUAUCGGGUUCCCUCGCACCCUCUCUCUCUCUCGAGAGAGAGAGGCGAAGCGUACUCUGCGAGCCCGGGCGGUUCAUAAAGUCGUGACCUCGAUAUUAUCAGUCGUAAUGAGCUUCGUGCUACUCUCCUCAGGCUUUGAAAAAGAACGACUUGUCUUAUUAUCGUCUCAAUGUCAACCGUGAACGCGAUUAGCCGUACGCUACGUUAUGAUUUUGUAAAGCGUUAACGUCACCUGGAAUAUCGACCAAACGUUUGCCGCAUGGAAACUGCUCUCCCUUCGAAUACUCCCCCCGUCCGUGUAAGUACUUUAAGGUGUCCAAGUCGCAAGUGUUUGUAUCGAAACUUCGAGUACUUCACUUUGAGUCAUCCCCCCUCCCCCUUCCUCCUUCGCUCAGGACGACUCGCUUGUAAUUGUUCAAAACUAAUCGCUCGCGAAUCACUUGUGGAAAAAAUAUCGGGUAUUCCAUGCGGCAUUAAAUCGGACGAGAUGCUAAGGCGAACCCAUACACACACACACACACAUACGUGUAUUUAUCGCUCGACUGUCGAUUCACUUUCCCGGAAUUCGUGCUAUUUCUGCGAUCAUACACACGCGCACACAUACACACACACAUAUACCGAAGAAUAUGCAUUAUAUUUACGCGACACAUCACUACGAAAGGUACACACAUUCUAUACACAUCGGUAAUCUAUGGGGAAAAAAAAGAUAAUUGAAUUGUUUUUAUGGAUUAAGAACAAGUUGUCUGUGAUCUACAAUAAUUAAAAAAAUAUUUAAUAAGUAUUAACAGAUAAAAAUAUAAUUGAAAUAUUAUCGAUAAUGUUGAACGAUGGAAGAAAGGAAGGAAUUAACGAACGGGAGCGAGCGGAUUUUAUUGGUAUACAAGUUGAGAGCGCAGAUAUUUCCUGAGGCAUUGGUAGAGCAAUACGAUAGCGAGAGAUAGAGAUAGAGAGAGAGAGAGGAGAGAGAGAGAGAGAGAAAACUAAAUAUCGCAUUAAAAGUCACUGCAAAGGAAUUCUAGGAAAAAAAAAAAGAGAUAUAUAUAAUUAUAACAAAUAGAGACUUAUACGAUAGAGCACGCAACGUCUGAGAACAUUUUAAAUCGCUGCUGUUAAUCUGUACUAACUCGCGAUAAAAAGAGAAAAAAAAAAGAAAACAAAAAGGUGCGUGCUGCGUUCGGAUAGUGUACCAAUAAAAAAAAAAUAUAUACAUAUAAAUAUAUAAAUAUUAUAUGGCACUUAACCGUCGCGGCUAAAAGUACAUAGGAUUAGAUAGAUUUAUAGAAGCGCAAAACACCAAAAAUCGUUCCUUCCACCCGCUCCGGCCGUGUAUUCGAUUAUCGAUUUUAAAUAUAUCGCAUCUCAUACGUGACAAGUCAAAGCUCUGUGAAUUUAUAAAAGCGCACCUCAGAAUGCAAUUAGCAUUUCGUCAUUUUACUAAAAACGAAGAGAAAAACGGCAAAAGGUAAAAACACAAGAGAAAUUAUACGCCUAUGCCAUCUCACCGAAUAAUAAGUUGUUCAAUGAGCGUUGCGAAAGAUGUUCGAGAUAAUUUUUGUACAGUUCUGGCACACACGCGAAGAAGAAACGUGUAACAUCGUCGUCGCGCGCGCGCGCGUGCGCGCGUCUUUAUAUUUAUGUAUAUUUCAAUUAUUAUAAAUUUUUCGAUAUUAUUGUCGAACUAUGAUCGAUUUCGUGUGAAAGUGUAUAUGGCUUUUUCUGCGGUUAACAAUAAAAUGUUGUCAAAGCUUUUUUCACGGGA